AUGUAAAAAAAAAAACAAAAACAAAAAUCCAUAAACGACAGAUCCAAUGAUAGCUUCUUCUACUUUUUCAUCUUCUUCAUCCACUUCAGAUACAACCCUUUUCCCUUCCCAGCUUGAAAACUCCAAAAAUGUCAUCAACCCAACAGCCAUCAUCAUCUUCAUCAUCAAAAAAACAACCCCUUUUCAUAGCUUCACUUAUAAUCCUAUGGUACUCCUCAAACAUUGGAGUUCUUCUCUUAAACAAAUUCUUACUUUCAAACUAUGGUUUCAAAUUCCCAAUCUUUUUAACAAUGUGUCACAUGUCAGCUUGUGCUUUUCUCAGUUACAUCUCCAUUGUGUUCAUGAAACUUGUCCCUCUACAACCAAUCAAAUCCAGGCCUCAGUUUCUAAAGAUUGCAACUUUAAGUGUUGUCUUUUGUGGUUCAGUUGUUGGAGGUAAUAUUUCUUUAAGGUACCUUCCCGUGUCCUUUAACCAGGCUGUUGGUGCUACCACACCCUUUUUCACUGCCCUGUUUGCUUACUUGAUGACUUUCAAGAGAGAAGCUUGGGUUACUUAUGGUGCUCUUGUUCCUGUUGUUACUGGGGUUGUCAUUGCUAGUGGGGGUGAACCAGGUUUUCACUGGUUUGGAUUCAUUAUGUGCAUAAGUGCAACUGCUGCAAGGGCCUUCAAGUCUGUUCUUCAGGGCAUUCUGCUUUCUUCGGAAGGGGAAAAGUUGAACUCGAUGAAUUUGCUACUCUACAUGUCACCAAUUGCAGUUCUAGUUUUAUUGCCUGCUGCACUUAUAAUGGAGCCCAAUGUGUUAGAAGUCAUCUUAUCACUUGGAAGACAGCAUAAAUACAUGUGGCUGCUUCUUCUCAUUAAUUCAACAUUGGCAUAUUCAGCUAACUUGUCAAACUUCUUGGUGACUAAGCAUACAAGUGCAUUAACACUCCAGGCAGGUGAACCUAGAAGACAUGUCUUUAACAGCCACAACAGUUCAAAGCUUAGAAGGCAACAAAAGAGCAUCGGAGCACCAUUAUUAAUUUUAAAAACAAAAAGAAGACUAGCCACUUGGCCAAGGAAUUGGUAUUCAUAUCAUCAUGGAUAAGAACAGUGAAGUGGGGCAAACAUUAUGUGAGGGUCAUGAUUCUUGCAUAGCAAAAGACAAAAUUAAAAGGGUUAAAAAUAAAAAUGGUCCUCUAUUAUAAAUUAUAUGCUAGUUUAGUAUUUUAAAAAUAAAAUUUUCACUUUAGUAUCCAAAUUUUCAUUAUGUUAAAGCACUUUGAUAUUCUGGUUUAAUACUGUUAGUUAACUUGCUUCUUUAAUAUUAAUACCUAACAAAAUCAUGACAUGUAACAUAUAUGUCCAGUCAUUGUUCUAUCAUCUAUUUUUCAAGUCAACAUUUAAAUAAAAAAUUUAAAAGUUUUUUAAAAAUAUAUU
Messenger RNA from Durio zibethinus, 1420 nucleotides. RefSeq names its product UDP-URONIC ACID TRANSPORTER 1. The record is from RefSeq and is a predicted model, not a curated record. Lineage: Eukaryota; Viridiplantae; Streptophyta; Magnoliopsida; Malvales; Malvaceae.